This is a messenger RNA of Miscanthus lutarioriparius, 321 nucleotides long. The record is from the annotation of a GenBank genome assembly. NCBI's taxonomy places the organism in Eukaryota, Viridiplantae, Streptophyta, Magnoliopsida, Poales, Poaceae.
AUGAGGGGAGCGGACCUGCGAAGCCACGGAGACGGUGGCUCGGGACUUGGGUCCUCGGGAGACCAGAGAUGGGAGCAGAUAGUGUGGCGCGGGAGGGACUGGCACUCCUGCAGCAGCGCCUUGGCAACCGGCAGGCAUCGCAGCCUCGCUCUCACAUGGUGUGGGCAGUGGGACGGCGGCUGGCCGGGGCGUGGCGAGGCGUGGGCAGCUGCGGGCAGCCAGCACGGUGAGCGGCAGGAGCCAGUUGGCCUGGGGGCAUCGACUGUCGAGGACGACUGGGGUCUGGGGCUGCCACAUGCUAGCAGGCAGUGCAGGACUUAA